UCGUCAUGUGGGACAAUCACAUGCUUCCCGGCUUUGAGGAGUCGGGUGGCAGCUGGGCUGGAAAAAAAAAACAUACAUGAACAAACUGAAGGUAUUAUGGAUGUCUUUUGUGGAGACUACGGAAAAAAGGGACAAUACGUGACGUAUUAAGAUGGGGGACUUAUUAAUAUGAACCGAACUCAGUUCCAAGCGAGCUGGCUACCGGACAAGAAUGAGGCGAUAAAUUCUUGGAAAAGUGAAGCCUUUCGCGCUUGAGGGCUUUUUGCAUGUUUUUGAAUAGGACGUUCAAAGCUCACUAGCGAGCUAGGAAAUGGUACGCAAACCACCUUCUUUAAAACAGUUUUUUUUAUAUAUGAUUUGCGGUAAUUAUAAUCCGCACACACUGUCCUCGUGUUACCUUUUAUCACUGACAAAAUAGUUUUUUUUUGGUAUGGGUGAACGGGCAUGAUUGUUAUCCGAAAUCAGUCAUAUUCCCAAAAAAAAAUUUCUGAAGACUACUUGGAUGACAAGUCGAAGUUUUUAACGUGAUGUAUUUUUUUAAAUCAAACUGAAGGACUGACUGGGAAUCGACUGGAGACAACACGCUAGUAUCGAAGCCCUUUGCCUGUCAGCGAUGUUUGUUUGAGAGAUAGGGUACUUUGUUUCAUUUUACAGUUAGCAACUAGGCUAGCCUAUAUUAACGAUGAGAUCUUCUUUGGCUCCGGGAAUUAAAUUGAUCACCUCUUUUUCCAGGGACAGCUGGUAUCGAGGCUUCAUCCUUGUCCUCACCUUCCUCUUCUAUACGGCCUAUCACCUGUCCCGCAAACCUAUCAGUAUUGUCAAGAGUGAACUUCACAGAAACUGUUCCACUGUGAUUCGGCCGGCCCACCUCAACGUGAGCGACAAUGAGACUUGGUGCGACUGGGCCCCGUUCGACCAGGACAACUACAAGACGCUAUUUGGCGCAGUGGAUAACUCCUUCCUGGUGGCCUACGCCAUUGGCAUGUUUAUUAGUGGGAUAUUCGGGGAGCGGCUGCCUCUCCGCUACUACCUCUCCUGUGGGAUGCUCCUCAGCGGAUUAUUCACGGCCCUGUUUGGGCUUGGGUUCUACUGGAACAUCCACUCCCUCUGGUACUAUGCCUUCGUCCAGGCAAUGAACGGGCUUGUUCAGACCACAGGCUGGCCGUCGGUGGUGACGUGUGUCGGGAACUGGUUCGGGAAGGGAAAACGGGGGCUGAUCAUGGGGGUGUGGAACUCUCACACCUCCGUGGGGAACAUCCUGGGCUCGCUGAUCGCGGGGGUGUUCGUGUCCUCGGCGUGGGGCAUGUCCUUCAUCGUGCCCGGGAUCAUCAUCGCCUGCACCGGGGUCCUCUGCUUCUUCUUCCUGGUGGAAAAGCCUGAAGACGUGAACUGCAGCCUGCCCCAACACCAUGGUGACGGAGGCGAGGAGGAACCCCUCAUUCACAACCCCUCCAACCCCGAGGAGAUCUUCAGCAGCCCUGGGUCCUCCACCCCUCAACCUGCUGGGGAUGAGCCGGAGGCCAUCAGCUUUUUGGGGGCCCUCCGAAUUCCGGGUGUUCUGGAGUUCUCCUUCUGUUUACUCUUUGCCAAGCUGGUCAGCUACACGUUCCUUUACUGGCUACCUCUGUACAUCUCUAAUGUUGCCAAUUUUGAUUCAAAGUCAGCUGGCGACAUGUCAACACUGUUUGACGUCGGAGGCAUUGUUGGUGGUAUCAUGGCAGGGCUGGUGUCAGACUACACAGGUGGCAGGGCCACCACUUGCUUCGUCAUGCUGAUUGUGGCUGCACCCAUGCUGUUUCUCUACAAUCAUGUGGGACAGAAUGGCUUGGGCACUACCAUUGGUAUGCUGCUGGUGUGUGGAGCUCUGGUCAACGGCCCCUACGCCCUGAUCACUACCGCCGUCUCCGCUGACCUGGGAACUCAUGAGAGCCUCCAAGGAAACGCCAAGGCGUUGUCGACGGUAACUGCCAUUAUCGAUGGGACUGGGUCAAUAGGUGCUGCUCUUGGUCCUCUGCUGGCAGGCUUGAUUUCCCCAUCGGGGUGGAAUAAUGUGUUUUAUAUGCUUAUUACAGCAGAUGUGCUUGCCUGUUUGCUGCUGUCCAGACUGGUGUUUAAGGAAGUAAGGGGCUGGUGUGGCCCCGGAGCGAGACACAGAGGGUUCAAAGAAAUCUGAAGGCCCGAGCAGACCCUGAAGAGCUUUUCCCCGCGGACAGAGAAACCAGUAUGAUAAUGUGGGAGAGAGGGGCGGAACAAAGGACCAGCAGCUGAUGUUCUGCGGUGAAUGGGCAGCAAAACGGAAAAGUGAAUAAUAAAGGUGGGACUUUCAUCCUUUGGAAACAAAACAUCAAUAACCAGCGCGGAGACGGGUGCAGAUUAAAGGAGCCAAACGAUGGAGAGCCGGGGACAAUGCCGAGGGGCUGCGGGGUCGGUGCCGGAGGGCGAGGGGGGCACAGCGAGGCCCGGUGUCGCUCCACCAGGCAGCCGCUGUGCGCCGCCAAUUCAUUUUAUUUAACUGUUUUAGUUUACUAAUGCCUUUCCUCCUCAUCUCCUGUUUGUACCUCUUUCAUCAUUAAAAUUGCUCUCCGCUCAA
Molecule: messenger RNA, 2590 nt
Organism: Conger conger (European conger)
Lineage: Eukaryota; Metazoa; Chordata; Actinopteri; Anguilliformes; Congridae
Gene: slc37a2
Product: solute carrier family 37 member 2
Exons: 18
Coding region: 683-2173 (496 amino acids)
Biological process (GO): glucose-6-phosphate transport; phosphate ion transmembrane transport
Cellular component (GO): endoplasmic reticulum membrane
Molecular function (GO): glucose 6-phosphate:phosphate antiporter activity
Source: RefSeq, a predicted model, not a curated record